AUGGCUCCACUCCACCGCGACCUCCCGGCCUCUCCGAGCUCGUCUUCCCCUCAAUCCGCGUCUGUAGCUCCACCGCCGCCGGACGUGGUCCCCGCCAUCGAUUCUGACUGUGCCCAGCCGCACAUCCGCCGCGCCCUGUUCCCCUACUCCCCCCGCGCGCGCGCCCACAUCUGGGCACGCCCGCUGCUGCCCUGCGUCGUCCGCUCGGCUCGCGCCCACGCGCCUCCUGGCUCCCCUGCUCGCAACUGCGCGCCCACGCCGCUCCUUUGCCCGCGCCGCACGGCACCCCGGCUGUGCCCCGCAACGACCCGCACGCGCCCGCCUGCGGUUGUCUACGCGCACCUGUCGCCCCGCCUACGCAGCAACGCGCCUGCUACUGCCUCCGGCGACCCCCCCUGUCGCUGCCGCCUAGCGUCGCCGCGCCCGCCGCUGGCCGCCCGCGCCCGUGCCGCUCCUGCUUGCCCCUUCGCGCCCGACCGCACCCGUCUCCGGCCGCUGCUACACCGCGCCGGCCGCCGAGCGCCUCCCCCUGCCACCACCACCCGUGGAUGCGGCUGA
Aegilops tauschii subsp. strangulata is the source of this 558-nucleotide messenger RNA. The record is from RefSeq and is a predicted model, not a curated record. NCBI's taxonomy places the organism in Eukaryota, Viridiplantae, Streptophyta, Magnoliopsida, Poales, Poaceae.